GUAGACGUCAAACCUGGUCGUAUCGUUCCAAACGUUCACACGUCUUAAUUUGCCGAGCGUGUGAAUCCGGCUUAUGCUACUAUUUUGUUCUGUUUGCCACUUUUACAUCAUAGUGGGGGAUGUUGUUGGGGUGUAAAUAUGGCUUAAGCUGGAUGAAUUCACAGAUGUCGUUGACCCCUCUCACAUGACCGUGUUCCUCAGGAUGGUUUUUAGUGACAGACUACUGGGCAGGACUAUUGUUUUCUUAUUUUAAAAAUAUAAUUUCUUCUGAGAACAUUCCAAUAUCGAAAAUGGUAGGCUUAUCCAGCAGUUUGCAACUUCUGUUUCGCAGAAUUUUAGCGAAGACAUUGCCGCAACAGAAAUGGAAGUGAUUGCGUUUCAAAAUGAUUUAGCUUUAAAAUCAUUAGUCUCAAAUGCAAAAUGUAUCUGCCCUUCAGUAAGUAAAGAAUGUGUGUGGAGGUAGCUCCACAAUCCUACCCGCCGCUCGAUUACAGCGGACCGAAUAAAUGCUGUCCGCCUGCGAUUAGUUUUGUUCCCAAAACUCAAGCUUUUUGAUAAAUGCUGUUAUAUCAGAAAUCAUUUCUGCUAGUUCUUUGUCUCUCCCCUGAAGCUGCAAAUUAAGUUAAUUUAAUUUUUCUGUAAUAUCCACAAGAAAACCAAAAUCUCUAAGCCAGAUUGAAUUUUUCAGUUCCGGAAUAGGUUGAUCACGUUCUUUGAAAAAUCGAACUAUGGCAGAUAUGAUAUCAUUAAAACGUUUCAGCACUCGUCCCCUACUUAACCAUCGCACUUCAGAGUGAAGAAGUAGUUCCCCGUAUUAACAGUCAAUUUCAUCGGCCAAGGUUUUGAAUAGUCUUUGUAAUUAUAAUAGCUCUUGUUGUGUACUUUAAACCCUGAAAGGCACAUCGACGCACUUCUGCAGGUUUUCACGAAAAAAAAAAAAUACACGACAGGUCUGUUUAUGAUGAGUUAAGGUGUACGACUAGCUUUGGAUACGAACCUACAAACUCUGCAGAACCAGUUAAUGCAAUACCGCAAUAGCACAGAUAGAAUAUAGAUGAUUACCGCGCUCACCUCGUAUGCGCGUCACAGGCUUCUAUGAGUAACCCCUUGUCAUACCUAAAUACGGACACUGAUGCGUGCGAUGCAGACGUCGAUCAUAAUUAAACUACGGUAAACAAAUGAAGAUGUUCCAAGUAAGCGCGAUGUGUGUGCGAUUGUUGCGGUACGGCAACACCGCAUCGCACGCUUUGUUUGAAAAAAUCAAACGGUUUGAUUCUAUCCCCAGUUGUUAGAAGGGUUUAUCUCUGGCACUCUGGCAGUUGUCGUCCGACUAGCAGGGAGAAAUGGAGGUGCUUAUUGCUGAAGUGCAACAAAAAGAUGUUCUUUGGAACAAAAGAAAUCCUGGUUAUAACGAUCGACUAAUUGUGGAUAAGGAAUGGGGUGAUGUGCCAAAAAAUGUAGGAAUCUUAAAUGAAGCCAAAAAAGUGUCGGAAUUUACGAGACCAAUUUUUAAAAGAAUUUAAAAAAAUCCCCAAAAGUAAAUCGGGUGCGUCGCAAGAAGAUGCUUCAAUAUGUUCGGGAAAGUGGCAAUAUUUCACCAGUCUACUUUAUUUGAAGGAUACUGUUCUUCCGAGAAACACUGAAGGAAAUAUGGCCACUAUCAAUGGUUCCCAGGAAUUACAAAACACUACAAACGAAAGUGAACCAAAUGAAUAUGGGGAGUCAGAACCCGAUGAGACUGAGCUACAGUCUGAUAGUGCUCAGGCACAAACGGACCUCAUCGAAGCAACAGCAGUGGCUAAUUCCAACCCGUCUUCAGCAAAACAGAGCUUUGUUCCUAACAAAACUCUAUCCCAUCCGAAACCAAAAAAGCCACGUACUGAUGACAUAGAAGUGAAGAUGCUGGAAAUUGAGAACAAAAAGCUUGCUCUUCUUGAACAGGAGGAAGAUGAAAAUUCCUUGUUUCUACGGUCGUUACUACCUGAUCUCCGAAAACUGAAUCCUUUGCAACAACUAAAAGUCCUUACCAAGUUUCAGGACGUAUUGAUGCAAGAACUGCAAAACAGCACAGACGAUUCUCGUUGUUCCUCAAACAACACACAUUAUUCGACAAUUCUUUCCAGUUCAAUUUCAUCUAUACAUUAUUCCGGCACUUCUUCACCGGCUUCCCCUGGCAUCUGUGUUUACUCCACGAAUUAUCCAACCUCAUCUUCCGGAACCACAAAUAAUCAUCCUUUGGCUUUUACCUCAUAUCUCCAGGAUAAUAACGCAUCAGACAAUACACAUGUUUCGAUAAAUAAAGUACUUUUCCACUAA
Molecule: messenger RNA, 2316 nt
Organism: Acanthoscelides obtectus
Lineage: Eukaryota; Metazoa; Arthropoda; Insecta; Coleoptera; Chrysomelidae
Source: the annotation of a GenBank genome assembly